GGCUUCUCUUACAUAUGCUGAAGCACAGAUGAGAAUUGAUUCAGCAGCCAUGAAUGAUGAUAUUACCACUAGUCUCCGUGGACUAAAUAAACUAGCUAAAAUUCUUAAAAAAGGAAGGAUUGAAAAGGGGGCUUUGACUCUGUCUUCUCCAGAAGUUCGAUUCCACAUGGACAGUGAAACUCAUGAUCCAAUAGAUCUGCAGACCAAGGAACUGAGAGAAACAAAUUCCAUGGUGGAAGAAUUCAUGUUACUUGCAAAUAUUUCUGUUGCAAAAAAAAUUCAUGAGGAAUUUUCUGAACAUGCUCUGCUUCGAAAACAUCCAGCUCCACCUCCCUCCAAUUAUGAAAUUCUUGUUAAGGCAGCCAAGUCCAAGAAUUUGGAAAUUAAGACUGAUACAGCCAAGUCUUUGGCUGAUUCUUUGGACCGUGCUGAAUCCCCUGAGUUCCCAUACCUGAACACUCUUUUAAGGAUAUUGGCCACUCGCUGUAUGAUGCAAGCUGUCUACUUCUGUUCUGGGAUGGAUAAUGACUUCCAUCAUUAUGGCUUAGCCUCCCCAAUAUACACACAUUUCACUUCCCCCAUCAGAAGAUAUGCAGACAUAAUUGUUCAUCGGUUGUUGGCCGUGGCUAUUGGCGCUGAUUGUACUUAUCCGGAGUUGACAGAUAAACACAAGCUUUCAGAUAUAUGUAAAAAUCUCAAUUUCCGGCAUAAAAUGGCUCAGUAUGCUCAGCGUGCAUCAGUAGCUUUUCAUACCCAGCUGUUUUUCAAAAGCAAAGGAAUAGUAAGCGAGGAAGCCUAUAUUCUCUUUGUAAGAAAGAAUGCAAUUGUGGUGCUAAUUCCAAAGUAUGGCUUAGAAGGUACAGUUUUUUUUGAAGAAAAAGAUAAACCAAAGCCACGGCUUACUUAUGAUGAUGAGAUACCUUCACUCAGAGUAGAAGGUACAGUGUUCCAUGUCUUUGAUAAAGUUAAAGUAAAAAUCACAUUAGAUUCAUCAAAUCUUCAACAUCAGAAAAUCCGCAUGGCCCUUGUGGAACCACAGAUACCAGGAAUAAAUAUUCCUCCUGAUGUUUCAGACAUGGAUCUCAGUGGGCCAGGAGGGAAGAAGAGGAAACUUGAGAAGUAGCUACAUGCAACAGAGAACUUCAAAGACUGACAAUUACCGUAGACAACAACAAAAUUGAAAGCAUACUUACAAACUGGUGUGCAUGAUAGUUACUUUUAAGUACAUUUCAAUAAUUUUAAGAAAUUUGCAUUUUUAUUGAGUUACUGACUAAAUCUAUCUUAGACUGUGCUUCUGCAACAACAAAAAUUAUGCAGAAAAAUUCAUUUGAAUAUCCAUCACUUAAAUGGUGACAGAAUAGCAACUUCAGGGAUCUGUGAUGAUCAUUUAAAUGGAGUACUCAUCUGCUCAUUGACGAGCAGAUUAAUUUUUAUAUAAGUGCUUUAUUUAAUAUAGAAAAAAUGCAAUUUCUGAGGAAAAUUAACAUUUUAGAAGCAAAGAACAAGCCUUUCUAAAUCUUGAGCUGUCAGUGUUUGGCAUUUGAUCUUUUUGCCAUUUUAAUUUGCCUACUUAUAACACUGUAUUCACACAUUUUGAAAAGCCUCCUUACUUUACUAAUGGUUCUCAGAACUGAAUGUUUUGGGAUUAUAAGAAAACAAAAACUCAGGUAUCUUGGAUUGGGAACAUUGUGAUGUUGUUAACAGGUGAUAAGUUCCUUAAUCUGUGUUGCUAGUGUUUCUCUCAAACAAGGCAUUACACUUUAGAGAAAGAAUCAAAGUAGAAAUGUCUGCUUUCUUACAAAAACAGGUAAUAGCUUUUGAAUUUUAGUUAUACCCAAUUAUAUAAGAGAGGAGGGAUUGUAUUAGACAUAUUAAAGGUUUUAGUUAUACCCAAUUAUAUACGAGAGGAGGGAUUGUAUUAGACAUAUUAAAGGAACAAAUGAAGUCUCAUUUGUUGUACCAGUUUGACUACCUCGUGCCUUGCAAAUCCCAGAUUAAUGAUGACAUUAAGAAAAUUUUAACAUUUGACUUUGCUUAAUCAGUUUCUAGUCUAGUAAACUACUUUUGUGGUAGUAACCAGCUGAAAAGUCCCAGGCUAUAAUGUAGGUACAGCUGUAUCCCGAAUACAAACACACAUUUAGUGCUGUUUUCCAAUUUCCUAUUACAGCAGAUAAUAUCCAUGUUAAGGCAGAACUUGAUUUAACUGAAGGAAGACAGUCUUAAGCAGCAUUUGGCCCACAGCAUUUCAGACUGCUAGCUGAACUAUAACUAUAGCACAGUCCUGCUGUACUUGUGGUUUAUAAGCUGAACUAUAACUAUAGCACAGCCCUGCUGUACUUGUGGUUUAUAAGCUGAACUAUAACUACAGCACAGCUCUGCUGUACUUGUGGUUUAUAAGCAGCCAAACAAUGUGUAAACAGGUAUGGUUAGGUUCCUGAAAUAAAAAGUCAAUUUUCCAAGGAGUAUAACAGAUACUGCUCAGCUUUACCCACCAGUCACUCAAAUUUUUCUGCUAUUGAGUUGAGCAUGUAGUUGAGUGGUAUAAUGAUUGCCUUGGAUUUGAUUAGACUAUUGCAAAGCACAAGACAAGAACUGUUUGCCAGGUACUGGAAAGAUGGCUCAGCAGGUAAGAGUGAGCGUGGCUGUUUUGCCAGAGGACCAGGGCUUGAUUCUCAGUGCCCACAUGAUCUGUACUCCAAUUCCAUCACUCAAGUAGUAUACAAACAUAUGUAAAUACAGGCAAGAACAAAGCUAAAAAUGUUAAAAGCUAUUUACCAUAGUUUACCUGCAGUAUGGGGUCUUGGUAAUAAAAAGUCAAUAAGUUGUAUCUGUUAUCUGUUUAUACAGUAGGACAUUGAAUUUUUUCUUCAGUUGUUUCUCCACAUUAAUUUUUUGAAAUAGGGUGUCUUUCACUGAACUUUAGAGAUUGUCACUUUGAGCUACACUGGCUAGAAAUCAACAAGUUUCCACCAACCAAAAUGGGAUCACAGUCAAAUUCUGGCAAGCUCUCACGGAGGUUAGGUUUUCAUGCUUUGCAGCAAGCACUCUACCUAUGGAGCAGCCCCCAUGUCUAUUACCAUUCUAAUCAUCUAGAGUGGCUUUAACAAGUAUGGGCUUUAAUCUCAACUGAGCAAAUUGAUCAAAAACCUAUAUUCCCCAGGGCCUUCUUUGAGGUUUUAAAAUGUUUUAUUCCCUAAUGCCAGUUAUGAAGCUAAGCAGAUUACACAGAACAUGGUCAUCCUCCCAGUGUCCAGGCUUUGCAUCUCCAGAUUGAAAGGACGAAAGUACUUGGGGGAAAAUGCAUCUGUGUAAAUACGUUUAGACAUUUUCAUAUUAGUCAGUAUUCCCCCAGAUACCAUAGCUAUUUUCAUUGUGCUCACAUUGUAGUAGUUAAUGAAGGACAGUAGCACUAGCAUCCCUUGGUUUGUUUCUUACAUCCAUGGAAGGUCCUAAGAACUAGUUCCCCUGGGAUACUGAGGAUGACUGGUUGCAGAUGAAACUCAACACUUUUGACCCUUACAUUCUAGUGACUGAUGUAAGAACAAAAGUUCAGUGCCGGCCUAGGCUACAUUGUGAGACGGUCUCAAGACAAACUGAAGCAGCCACUGGAGGACUGCUACUCCCAUUUCACAGAUAAAGGCCAGGCAAGUAGCGAGACAAGUUAUUUGACUUGAUGAUAUUACUUUAAAAACCUGAAAAGUAGCCAGGGAGGCUGUUCAUCUUAGAACUCCUGGAUAAUAUCUCUCUUUAGAUAAACAUAUUCAGUUGGCCAGUCAACUUCACAACAUUGGUUAGUGUUGGAGCAUGUGACAUGAGCACCGUGUGUGUAUGUCUGUAAGCAAUAAACAUGCUAAGGAUGGAGUACCAUAUAGAACAAGAAUGAAAAUGACAAAAAAAUAGUGUGUCUUUAUUUUCUUCGACUAAUGAUGAGUCAUUUUGAGUAUGCCAGUUUUUACAAAAUAAGUAAACACAAAAAUACAGUCUUUGAUAUUUCCAAGUACAUUUUAUCCAUCUUCUAAUACAGAUUUUUUUAAAAAAAUAUUUAGCUAUUUUUCCAAUUGUUUUUUCAUGUCCAAAGCCCAAGGAGAAUUCCACUGUUCCCCAAUGAUUCUGAUUCUCCCAUGUUCUGUUCUGUUCAUCUCCCUAGCCAAGACUGAGGGAAUACUACUGUGGCAUCCCACACUCACCCCAUAGAUGGGAGUGUAUAGGACUGCCCAGUCGGUAGCACCUUUCCAGCAUUUACACUUUAGUAUUAACAAGAGUGCUAAUGCCAGAAACUAAGUCAUUUCCUCACAGAAAUGGAUUUUUAGAGAGUCCAUUUUAUUUCCUUUUUACCUCUUUAGUAAGUUUUAUAUCUCAAGAUACCUUUCACAGUUUUCAUUUAAAAAUGUAGAGUGCAUUCAGUUUUAACAUUUUUAUCAUGAUCUAAGAAUUGGUAAUUCAGGAUUAUCAUUACAAGUUUUAACAAGUAGUUCCGUGAUUCUGUAGGACAAGAGAAAGCCAUCAGCUGUCAUAAUUUUUUGUUAAACAAACCACUCAAAACAAAUACAAAAAUAUUUAUUGGUUAAAAAAUAGCUUGUAAUUAAUAACUUGGAGCUUCUGUUCCUGUCACUAAGUUCCUUUGCGGACAGACUGUAUUUUCACAUUACGGAGGGAGCUGGGCAUAUGACAUGAAGCAGUUACCCCAGUCACCACCACGUGAGAUCAUGUACAUAAAGACACG
This is a messenger RNA of Microtus ochrogaster (prairie vole), 4723 nucleotides long. It is a transcript of the gene Dis3, whose product is annotated as DIS3 homolog, exosome endoribonuclease and 3'-5' exoribonuclease. Gene Ontology annotation, cellular component: cytoplasmic exosome (RNase complex); nuclear exosome (RNase complex). The record is from RefSeq and is a predicted model, not a curated record. Lineage: Eukaryota; Metazoa; Chordata; Mammalia; Rodentia; Cricetidae. Gene Ontology annotation, molecular function: RNA binding; endonuclease activity; 3'-5'-RNA exonuclease activity. The coding region runs from base 29 to 1123 and encodes 364 amino acids. Gene Ontology annotation, biological process: nuclear mRNA surveillance of mRNA 3'-end processing; rRNA catabolic process. The transcript is spliced from 8 exons.